CUGUUUUUCAUCAUUAGGACAACAGUCACCUAACCCACAUGGACAGACAGAAUAUAGUGCCAAAAACAAAACUGGCAUCUCGUCUCCAGCUGGGACCUGAGAACACAGAAGUACCACAUAUGGUAGAAAGAAAGUAUAUUAUUCAUGAACAAGCUUUUAGCAUUCAGGGAGACAGCAGUGCACUGCCACCUUCAACAGAGAAGAAUGCUACUUUACUCCGCACAGCAGUUUACAGAAAAAACACAGAAAUGAAACACAAAGUGGUAAAAGAAGGAAAGAUGGAUUUUGAAUCUGUACUCUCAAGAAAACAUGAAGAUGGAAAAGAUAUAAUUGCUUGUCAGGCUAUUGAAGUGGCUGAGUCCAAGACACUGAUGGAUCAAAAGAGGAGCAUGACAAAAAUGAUAUCUUUAGGGUUGAAGAAUGAGAUGGGAAAGAAGCUUUCCAGGAUUCCUGUUUGUAAAGGAAUCAAUUAUGUCACUGGCACAUCAGCUGCUUGUACUAGACAUGCUGAAGGAAAGUACAGUAAACAGGUCUUAAAGUGUUAGACGGGGAAAGUAGGCAAUCUUAUAUAUUCUUUAUAUAUUUAUAGAAGUGCUUUAAAGAGUUCUUAUGCUGAUAGGAAUGCACAAAAAGAUCACAAACCAGGAGUUUUCCUGUUCACCUGCAAACAUGUUCUAACUUAUUAUUUGCUUUUUAUACUGAAGUCUGACUGAGCUUUUUAUGUGGUGCAGUGCACUGCUUAUUGUCUUCUGUCAAAGUAAUAUUUAUUUUGUGGCCCCUGGCUGCUUAGAAGUUGGAUAGCCCUGGUCUCUAGCCGUGAUUCUCAACCAGGAUGCCAUGGCACCCUGGGGUGCCUUGAGAUCCCUUCAAGGGUCCCUUGGGGGGCCAUGCAAUAGUAGUGUUGUUAGUUGUACAAAUAUUAUUCACAAGAUAAACCCAGUGAUUUCAAAUAAGAAUUCAUAGUGUUAAAAGCACGCUGACCUCUUGUGAUCUUUUUGAGUUCUUUGCAACCGCUUAAUUGUUCUAUUAUUUUUCUGUAGUCAAAACUGAGUGAAAACUAAGUGUUGGUAUUUUCCAAGGGCUAUUGUUAGUUUAAAAAGGUUUAGAACUAUUGGUCUAUAGCCGACAUUUUUGUAAAUAAAAUAAACCUGUGGGAAUGACACUGGCUAUGUCUAUGUAAUAAGAUUACUGUCUCCAGUGGUAGCAGUGCUCUGAGAAGCACUAUUGUCUUUGCAUGGCGUGAACUGGGCUAAUUAGCACUGCUGAAUUAUGAUGCCAGUUAGCCUGUCCCCAAGCUAACUAGUCAGAUUACAGUUCUAUAGCUUCAUUUGCUAGGCAAUCUGUUCUGAGCAGUGCAGUGCGAUGGGCUUGAAGGUGUUGUGGGCAGCCUCCAUGAUGCAGUGGUAUAAUAAAACACUGAAGCACAUGCUUAACUUCAUACAUGUGCUUAAGUCUGAUUGACUUCUUAUACUUACUAUAAUGAACUCAAUUAUAGGUCUGAGUGCUUUGCAGAAUUGGGGAUGUUUUGUAGUAUUUUCUCAAAUCUCAGUGAAAGUGAAAAAGUUAAGCCUUAAUGGUCUACUUUUGUUCAAGCAGAAGCAUCAUUCCCACUGAUGCAAGUAUAAUCACAUAUGAUAAGAUUAAAUGAAGAGGAAAGAAUUAGAAAAAGAUGUGUAAUUGUCUUUUUUUGUGAAAACCAGACUAGGUAAAAUAAUUAAUAUUUUUACUUUCUAUUGCACUUAUUUGGAAGUGAAACCUAUAUUGAUAUUUUUUUGCUUGUAAUUGAAAGGAGCUGGAUUUUACAUAAAGUACUCUAAAAUGCAUUGAAAUUAUUAGAAUUCUCUUUUAAAAGAUACAAAUUUUAUAAAUAUUGUCAUAAAUGUGAAGAAUAUAUAUUAACUAUAUAUAUUCUUCUGUAUAAAUAUAUAUUAACUAUACAAUAGCAACUUUUUCCUAGGAAAACAAAGCUUCAGAAUAAUAUUUGUGUACAAAAAGGACAGUCAUAAUCUACUUUCAGUAGCAAAUUGAUUGUAUAUUUAAACUGCUUCUUACAGAUGAUAAUGAGACUGAAAUUCAAACAGAAUUUCAGAACCAAGUUGUUUCAGAACCAAGUUGUCAUGAAAAGAUUUGUAAUCAACAGAAAGCUGCAACAUCACAUAGUAAAACUGUCAGGGUAAAGAUGUACUCUUAUGAUAGAACAGAACCAGCUGAUGAUGACGUGAUAAAGCAUAUUUUGAGGCUGAGAAGCAAACUUGGCUGGCAGACAGAAUUAUCGCCACGUCGAUUUUUAUCUAAAGCGGCUAAGAUGACUAAAAUUCAGAAGCUUGCACUUGGGAGACCUUUAUUGCUGAAAGAUUCUGGAGAAUAUGUAUAUUGUCUCCGCAGAGGAAGGGAUAACCCUGAAGCUCCUUAUAAUCCAUAUGAUCUACAGGUUGUUUCUGCAAACACAGCUAGGCAUGCUAAAGAAUACUGGACUGUUACGGCUUCAUUUGUUUCCAAGUUUAUUGCAGGAGAUAGAACAGAAGAAACAGAAAUGAUACCCGUAGCAAAAUGGCUCUGUGAAAGACAGAUUUAUUAUAUGUUACACAGUUUUAAUAUAUUUUCCAAUGCCUGCAUGAAAAAGUAUUUUUUCACCUGGAAAAGUAUUGUUCAAAGAGUUAGGAUGAACAGGAGCAAAUGGUCAGUGUCUCAAAAUGAAAAGUAUUUGUAUGCAUUUUACACCUGUGAUGUUUCUCUUAUUUCUAGAACAAUGAUGUACAAACAACUAUUUUUUGCUGAUGAAGUAUUUUUAAAAUGCUUACUUUAUAUUAGAGGACUGUGUGAAAAUACAAGUAACAUUAAUAGCUACAGAGGGUCAAAAAAUAAUGUAAUUUAUUUGAUAAAGGUGGACAGGUCCCGCACAUAUUCCUUGGAUGAGUUUUAUGAGGAGCAGUAUCAACAAAGCAAACAAGCUCUUAAUCAACUACAGACUUUCAGGGAGACAGUAAUCACAUCCAUUAAAAAUACUUUUAUUAGGGUGGCAGAAAUGAAGGGAGUUCAAAAACUUUUUCAGCUUGUGCCCACUGACAGUAAAGAGAAACCAAAAUGUACAGAAAUAGGGGAAUGGUGUCAGAUGACUAAAUGCUUUUCAAGAUUCCUUCAACUAGUUGACAAGAUUUUCCAGGAACUUCUUCGUAAAUUGGUGCACAAUGCUGUCCAUCUGCUUUUGGAGUGUUUUAAACGUUCCAGCAAUGUGACUGCUCUAGAUGAAAAGAAGAAUGAAAACCUUAUGAGGUUAUUUCUAUCAGUCUAGAUUGCAAACACUGGUUUAAAACAGAAUUUUGUUUCAUUAUAUUGUUUUUCUAAAAUAUUUGGAAUUCUUUUUAUUUUGUCCUGAUUUUAUAUUGGGAUUCUAGACCAUUGAAGUUUACUUUGUCAUCUAAAGCCUCUGGCAGAUGUUACACUUAAGACAUGAUUAGUCUGUUAAUCUUUCUUAACUAGUAAUCCGGUCAAAUAUUUAGGGAAUUAAUGGCACCAGAAAAAGGGAAAUCAGCCACAAAAAUAUUAUGCCAAAAAUAUGUAAUAUUUUUAUGGCUAGUUUUCAUCGUGCCUUAAAUUAGGACUGUCCUGGGGUCUCCAACUGGACCUGGUGCAAUCCUUGCUGAUCAAGAAUCAGCUGAUUGUCUGCUGGAUCUGGGACUACACCGGGGCUCUAAUCAGUCCCAAUGCAGUCUCUACUGGCUUAUCUUCAGCUGAUUGGCUGUCUUUAGGACCAGACAGGCUUCAACCAGCUUCAGUGAGGUUCCCAGAGACAGCAGAUGAUCAGAUGAUCAUCAUUUGGUUCCAGGGAUCACACUAGGUCUGUUCAAGCCUAGUGUGGUCCUGGAGCCAGUUGACAAUCAGAUAAUUAUUGGCCACCCACUUUCAAAUUGCUGGUGCAGGAGGAGUCCAGGAUUGUGAUCCCAGGAUCCCCCUGUAUGGGCAAGUAGGGCACCAUCGGCAUCUGACCACAACACCAAAAUUAUGUGUUCUGCCAUACACAUGUGGCAUGGCAUGAGAUAUGAUUGUUGGGAUUAGGGAUCAGAUCCCAUUGCACCUUUAAAUGAACUUCUGUCAGCAGCCUAAAUGUUUACCCUUAAAUAAAUCAUGUGAUAACGAUUUGGUAAA
Molecule: messenger RNA, 4146 nt
Organism: Alligator mississippiensis (American alligator)
Lineage: Eukaryota; Metazoa; Chordata; Crocodylia; Alligatoridae
Product: dynein axonemal heavy chain 14-like
Exons: 10
Coding region: 2180-3292 (370 amino acids)
Source: RefSeq, a predicted model, not a curated record